This is a messenger RNA of Pochonia chlamydosporia 170, 1854 nucleotides long. RefSeq lists its product as hypothetical. Lineage: Eukaryota; Fungi; Ascomycota; Sordariomycetes; Hypocreales; Clavicipitaceae. The transcript is spliced from 2 exons. The record is from RefSeq and is a predicted model, not a curated record. Bases 1 to 1854 code for a protein of 617 amino acids.
AUGGACCCAGUCCACAGCUUGGCCAAUGCCGCCGCCGCAGCAGCAGCAGCAGCGUCCUCGUCCGCCUCAACUCUGAUGGCAGCUCGAGAAGAGGACGGCAUUGUCAAAGAGCCCUUGUCUACGACUCCUGGCAUUGCUUCCAAUCCCCUCACAGCUGUCACGCCUACUUCACCGCCUCCCUCAACGUCGAAGACAGAUGAGAGCUUGGCUCACAAUUCUAUGUACUCUCCAACCUCCCCUCAUCUGAUGCAUCCAGGGAGCCCUCCUCCGCGCAAAGAUACCUUGUCUUCCAUCUCGACACAGGCCACGACGGCCACUUUGGCCUCUGCCGAGACCAACAACACCUCGUACAGUGCCGACACCUCCCCUAGCUUACAUCAGUCUAUCUUCUCAGUAAAAGACGGCUCCGACGUCUCUAACACCCGCCGAGCCAGCAGGAGACGUACCGGUCCGUUGUCACAACAAUCUAGAGAGCGUGCAGCCUUAAUUAGAAAGUUGGGGGCAUGUCAUGACUGCCGUCGAAGAAGGGUUGCCUGUCACCCUAGUCAUCAUAAUAUGACUUGGGAAGAUCUUGUGCACCGAUUUCACAGAUCACAUAGCCCAAAUCCCUCCGAUAUCUCUCCUUCAAUGGGACUGGGACGACCCCUGAGCCCAAAUUCGUCACUGAGCGCCAUCCAGCAACCAAACUUCGUAACUGAAACCCAGCAAAUGGACGUUGACUCGUCUCCAGCAGCACAUCACCAACCUGGACGACACCCGCUUAACGAGGCCCGGAUCCGGACGCCUUUGCCCUCCGGCCCAAGGCUGGAAAAAUCUCUGUCCUUACCAGGGAUUGAGAGCCUCAAAAAUGAAUUGCAACAAAACUUGCCAAGAAUACUAUCAAUGUCCAACCGUGGGCGGUAUAAUUCUGUCCAAGUAUUGCUGCUCUUCUGGCACGAUGACGACGAUGUGACAAUCGUUCAGGAUGCCGUCCGAGAGCUCGCUCACGUUUUGGAAACGUCCUACCAUUAUUCUCUUCACAUUCAAGCUAUCCCAACUGCCUCUGACGGCUUUAAGAGCUCUUGGAGGUGGCUCUCCCGCCAACUCAACGAUUUCGCUGAGGAUCGCGAUCAUCGUGACGUUUUGAAAAUCGUUUAUUACGCCGGACACACGUAUCUUGAUGGAGACAGAGAAAUGAUUUUGGCUAGGUACUUAUUCCCGCUCAUCUUAUUCAACACACUGGCUAAGGCGUGCACGGCAACUUACUUACUCAUUGACAGCUCAAGGGACAAGGACAAAGCGUCCACAAUUCGAUGGAAUGGCAUGCAACAGAUUUUGGAAGAGGCUUGUGCCGAUACGUUAGUCAUCAUGGAUGCAGCUUACUACCCAUCAGCAAAGAUUGUGCGGCAACGAGGUGUUUUGGAACUGCUUGCUGCCUCAGCAUCCGAGGACCAUGCUGCGUCUCUGCGUCGCUGUGCGUUUACACGUGGUCUUUCGGAACUGCUCAGCACUCGAGCGGCACGAUCUACACCACUUUCCGUAGUAGAGUUGCAUGCAAUACUUUUGUCGCACUACCCCAAGAUUGCCCGGGACAGCAACCUGGAACGAGAGACCAUCACCACAUUUCCCGUCCCCCUUCACACGAUGAUGUCCGGCAAUUCGAGGCUGCCUUCGAUAUUUCUAUCUCCUGUCCACCACCAUAGCAGUCCGUUGCGAAAUAGCUUCUCAUAUGAAAACUACCCGCAGCUCCACCUAUCAAUUAAGCUCUUGGAUGACAACGUCGACGUUGAAAGCUGGAACGAGUGGCUUCGAUUGAUGCCCGACGGGGUUAAAGAUGUAAAGAUUGACGGCCCUUUUCGGCCAUCUUUUAGAUAA